Molecule: messenger RNA, 519 nt
Organism: Fraxinus pennsylvanica
Lineage: Eukaryota; Viridiplantae; Streptophyta; Magnoliopsida; Lamiales; Oleaceae
Source: the annotation of a GenBank genome assembly
AUGGGCGAGAAGGUUCGAGGAAAUGAAUUGGCACAGCACGGUCCUGUUAAAGGACUGGCCCAUUACAGUUCAUGGGUCGGAUGUAGACUGGCCCACAAAAAUAAUUUAUAUGAUCAGAUAUUUAGGCCAAGCAAGUUGCCAACAAAUGCUGAUUUUCACUUGUUCAAAGCUGGAAUAGAGCCCAAAUGGGAAGAUCCUGAGUGUGCUAACGGAGGCAAAUGGACUGUUACUAGCAACAGAAAGGCUAAUCUUGACGACAUGUGGCUUGAAACUUUGUUGGCUUUGGUUGGGGAACAAUUUGACGAAGCUGAUGAGAUCUGUGGAGUGGUCGCCAGUGUCCGCCAAAGGCAAGACAAACUUUCUUUGUGGACUAAGAAUGCAGCAAAUGAAGCAGCACAGAUGGGCAUUGGGAGGAAGUGGAAAGAGAUCCUUGAUGUCACUGAUAAGAUAUCUUACGGCUUCCAUGAUGAUUCUAGAAAGGAAAGAUCAGCAGUAAAAGGUGGUCGAUAUAGCGUGUGA